Clunio marinus is the source of this 1488-nucleotide messenger RNA. Lineage: Eukaryota; Metazoa; Arthropoda; Insecta; Diptera; Chironomidae. The record is from the annotation of a GenBank genome assembly.
AUGGAAGACGAGAAGCCUGAUGUUGGCGAAAAUUUGCUUGCGGCAAAAGUUGAUGAUGAAGCAUCUCAAGCAGCGUCUGAAAAUAUAACUUAUUAUGAGAGUGGUGAAACUAUUUUUACUGAUCCAACAACAAAAUACAAAUAUAAAUGGAAUAAAGAAGCCAAUGAGUGGAAACCUGUUGAGAAUGAACACUACAAAUGGUGUAAUGAAAGUCAAAAGUGGAUAACGAAAACUUCAACUGAAAAUGAAUUUUAUCGUUGGUGUGAUAAAGGAAAUCAGUGGAUUCCUAAGAUGAGUGGCAAGGAAGGAAUCACUUACGGGUAUGAUGAGAAAGAAGGCUGCCAUACAUAUACCGAUAAAGACGGCGUUGUAUUCUUCUUUGAUAACGAAAAGAAAGCUUGGUUUCCAAAGGUCGAUGAUGAUUUUCUCGCUUUGUAUCAGUUGAAUUAUGGAUUUAACGACAUCACAUCAAAAGAAGAUGAUAAAGUGGUGAAAAGCAAUGUCGAAACGUCAGAGGUAUCAACAUCUGAAGCCGCCUCAACAACAAAUCUUGACGAACAACCUCAAACAAGCAAUGAAGCGAAGAAACGAAAAGCACCACCGGCACCGCCAAAGUGGUUUGAACUUCCACCGGAACAAAACACAAAGGUUUAUGUUUCAAACCUGCCCUUGGAUAUCAAGGAAGAAGAGUUUAGCGAAUUGAUGGGAAAAUGUGGAAUGGUGAUCAAAGACUUGAAAACAGGAAAAUUAAAGUUGAAAUUGUAUCGAGAUUCCAAUGGUCAAAUCAAAGGCGAUGGUUUGUGUCACUACAUAAAGAUUGAAUCUGUUGAGCUGGCUCUGAAUGUUCUCGACGGAUAUGAUGUUCGCGAUAAGAAAAUCAGCGUUCAACGGGCUGAAUUUCAAAUGCGAGGUGAAUACAAUCCAGCAUUAAAACCACGAAUGAAGAAACAGGAGAAAGAAAAGAUGAAAAAAAUUCAAGAAAAACUGUUUGAUUGGCGUCCAGAGAAGACGAGAGGUGAACGUGCAAAGCAUGAGAGAACUGUCAUAAUUAAAAAUCUUUUCGAGCCUGAAUUAUUCGACCGCGAAGUGCAACUGAUACUUGAAUAUCAAAAUGAUUUGCGUGAAGAGUGUGGCAAGUGUGGAACCGUACGGAAAGUUGUUGUUUAUGAUCGUCAUCCUGAAGGUAUCGCACAGAUCACGAUGGGAGAUGCUGAAGAAGCUGAUCUUGUUAUUCAGUUGAUGAAUGGGAGAUUUUUUGGCCAACGGAAGCUUUCAGCAGAAGCGUGGGAUGGAAAAAUCAAAUACAAAAUCGACGAGUCCGAAGCCGAUAAGAAUGAACGAUUGGCAAAGUGGCAAAACUAUUUGGAAACCGAAGAUGCAAAGAAAGAACUUGCUGAAAGAAAUCAGCAAAUGGAUGGGGAUGGAACGAAGGAAGAAUUUAGAAGUCAUUUGUGUAAUUUUAAAUAUGUUAGAUAUAAAUCAAAUUAA